This is a messenger RNA of Fraxinus pennsylvanica, 333 nucleotides long. The record is from the annotation of a GenBank genome assembly. NCBI's taxonomy places the organism in Eukaryota, Viridiplantae, Streptophyta, Magnoliopsida, Lamiales, Oleaceae.
AUGGAUUCAAUGAGAGGACAAGGAGGUAUUCAGAUGCUACUGAGCGCGGAGCAGGAGGCUCAACAAAUUGUGACCGCUGCUAAAAACCUGAAAAUGGCAAGGUUAAGGCAAGCUAAGGAAGAAGCUGAGAUGGAAGUGGCGAACUACCGUUCCCAUUUGGAAGCUGAGUACCAAAAGAGUAUUUCUGAGUCAAGUGGGAGCUCGGACUCAACAGUUAAACGGCUUGACACAGAAACUGAAGAGAAGAUUCAAAGCCUGAAAGGAACAGCAUCAAAAGUAUCUCCGGAGAUUGUCAAAAUGCUCAUCAACCAUAUCACGACUGUGAGAACAUGA